This is a messenger RNA of Salvelinus fontinalis (brook trout), 7104 nucleotides long. RefSeq lists its product as uncharacterized. NCBI's taxonomy places the organism in Eukaryota, Metazoa, Chordata, Actinopteri, Salmoniformes, Salmonidae. Bases 284 to 1912 code for a protein of 542 amino acids. The record is from RefSeq and is a predicted model, not a curated record. The transcript is spliced from 9 exons.
AUGAGUGGCGGCAUUCCAGAGCCGAACCUCCGGAUUCUAACGGAAUGGUACGAGCGCCACCGAUCAUUAACAGACCACAAACCGACAGCUACCGAAGCUCUCCAGAUAAUCCCGAUUCGUAACACCAUUGAAGUCCCUUUCUUUGACGGGUUGGGGGUGAGGGAGAGGGGGAAGAUAUUAAGAAGAAAAAAACUACAUUUAGUAGAAAACCUUACUUUCUGUACCCCGUAAAUCCCAUCUGCUGUUUUCGGAUCCAAGCCUGUCUGAAAGAGAUUCAAUCAAGAUGAAAAUAAUUGGUGUUGCCGUGUUUGGAGCCGUGUUCUGCACUGUUCUGACUGCAUCCCUGAAAGUCAAAGAAGAACACAAGAUUGCUUUUUUCGGCGAGGAUGUGCACAUCCCACUCCCAUCCCUAGUCAGCACUGAGGUUCUGUUCAAGCCCGCCUCCAACCGCACUGCCGAGGUGGUCCUGAUGAGGGACGGGCGGGUGGUGGGCCAACGGGCCCAGCUCAACUCCCUCAAGCACCUCAUCCUGGAGGAUGUGGGGGAGGAGCAAGAGGGCAUGUACGUGAUCAAGAACACUGAGGUGCCUGCCGAUGUCAAACACAUCAUCCUCAUCGUCAGAGAUUGCGCGCUGGAGCAGGUGGUCAAGUACGGUGAGACAUACCACAUCCCACUCGGUGACAUCUUUGGCCCUAUCACCCUGGAGUUCAGGUCCAGUCAAGCCCAUGCCAAUCAGACCACGGAGCCACCGGCAGUGGUAUUGCUCAACCAGACUUCCAUCCCCCCAGAGGAGUACAAGGGUCGUCUGAGUGUGUCUGAGAAAAGGGUGACUCUAAGCAUGGUGCGGGGGACAGACGAGGGAAGCUUCACCGUACUGGACCGCGAUGGGAAAGUCAGGAGGAGGUCAUGCCUGAACGUGAAAGAGCACCAGAACUUCGUCCACCUAUCAUAUGGCAGUACUUUGAAGAUCAACCUGUUUGUGGACCACACCAAAGUCAACCUCAUGUACACUCCAGACUGGGACCGGAAGGACCGGGUCAUACUAGAGCAAGGAGAGCUAGUGGUGCCAUUGGACCCAUCACUGGACGGCAGGCUGACUGUAGAAGGCUCCAUGUGCAUUCUGGAGAGGGUCCGGGUUAGUGACAUGGGGCUCUUCAGAGUGACAGACCUGUUGGGGUUCCCUGUGACCAACAUCUACCUGGAGGUGGAAGCCUAUAAGUUACCCACGCUGUAUGUUGCAAUCCUCUCCUUACUGGGCUUCCUGGUCCUCCUCUUGCUGGUGUGUCUGCUCUCCUGCCUGAUAAAUGUGCGCCGUCGGGCGGAGAAGGCGCGUCAAAUUGCCCUCAUCGCCCAGCAGGCGGGCAAGGGGGAUGGAGACGCAUUCGUCAAGGUUGUUCAAGAGGCCUAUACACGGUUCGCUGAGGAAUCCACUUUGGCGUCUACGUGGGACAACAGCAAUGCUACAGAAAGCACGGAGGUCACCAUUAAGGGUCUGGAGGUAUCCAAAGCAGGCCGCUACCACACUCUCUCCUCGGACAAGAACUUCCUGGAGAUGAGCGACUCGGGGGUAGAGUUCAACUCCUCCGCCUUCCCAUUGGACAGCGAAUGUGAGACGGACGUGCCCCAGACCUUCACCUCCCACAAGCUGCUCCUCAACAACUCUGACAGCGUGGCCGCCACCAUCAUCCCCGAGGGAGACCAGAGUGCCAACCGGACCCCCGACUCGGCCAUGAGCCCCAGCUACGUGACCCAGGCCCGGUCUGAGGCCGACGCCACUGAAGAAGACCUGAUGGGUGUCACCACGCCAGAAAUGGCAUCCAGGGGCGCCGAGCUGUCUGCAGCACUUGAGGCAGCCGGUAAAGCCAUCAGCCCGUCAGUUCCCAAUGCCACUGCAGAGAGCACCACCACCUAAGAGCUCCGGCAUUGCAUUCCUAAAAGCGCAGACACAAACCACCGGACACCCUAACAACCUUUACUCUUCAGCCUCAAUUACUCCCCCCCCCCCCCCCACACGCAGACAUAACCCAAUUCCUUAUCACUGCUUUUAUAAACUAAAACUACACAAAAAUGCUUGGUGUAAAAAUUGCCAGUCUAAAUGCACUAGACUUACUCCCUAAAGAAAAAAUACAAGACCCUAGCUCAUUAGAACGCAUGAAUUCUGUGCAUACAGGAAAUGCAUGUGUAAACAGAGUUAAGAACGUACCGUAAGCUCACUCCACAGCUAGCUUAAAAUGUCGCGGAUGGAGCCAUCCAAUUGAUACCUUUUGGGAGGCUCAACACGUUGGAACGUUGUCACGUGUGUUGCGAAGCAUAGGAUCACUGGUUCGAGCCUAGUAUGGGGCAGUCGGACAGUGGAGGAAGCUAAGCUGUUAGCAGCAGACUGACCCCUGUUACACAUGCAUUUAAAUUAGACUUAAAAGCCAGGAUUUAGCCUUAGCUGGCCCAAGAGACAAUUGAUAGUAUUAAUGACCGCAUAGUGCAUGCAUGCCUCUCUUGGCCUAAGAGAUAAUAUCUAAGAUAACUUGGUGGACUAAGGGAAAAUGCAUUGUGAUGAUUAAUGAAAAUACAUUAAGAUUACAAUGCCCAAAAGGAAUGAGAGCACACUGAUUUCUGAGUACAUUUUUUUACACCCCUGUAAAAAUGAAUCCCAGAAUUCUUCUCAUGACAAAAAUGUAAACAUUUUUGACAGAGCUACAAUAUAUUUGAUCUAUCUUUCUUAUGAGCAUUGAAUGCUCUUACCACCAGUACUGUAUGUGGGGACAUAGACAUAGCAGCUGUAUGUAGGGACAUAGACAUAGCAGCUGUAUGUGGGGACAUAGACAUAGCAGCUGUAUGUGGGGACAUAGACAUAGCAGCUGUAUGUGGGGACAUAGACAUAGCAGCUGUAUGUAGGGACAUAGACAUAGCAGCUGUAUGUAGGGACAUAGACAUAGCAGCUGUAUGUGGGGACAUAGACAUAGCAGCUGUAUGUGGGGACAUAGACAUAGCAGCUGUAUGUGGGGACAUAGACAUAGCAGCUGUAUGUGGGGACAUAGCAGCAAAAUAUAUGACAUAUGGUAAUAGACCAAAUUAAUUAUAUGAAUAAAAUUGUAAUACUAGAUUAACAAAACCAAUAAAGACAACUUUAUAUUUGAAUAAAUCUCGGUAAAAAAAUGCUUCUGACAAACAUAAGCCCAGAGUAUCUGACAUAGGCCUAUACCGCUACAAUUUCAUUACAUCCAGAGAGACACCAUGAACAGAAAGUACAGGCAUGGCAUUAGGCUUUGGCACCAACUCAGAGAAAGCGCUUGUCUGAGCAUAUAGCCUCUAUAGAAUAGCAGAGUUGGAGAGCUAAAACCCCCAAGAUCUUCUUACAUCAUUCUUGCUAACUGACACAAGCUAGUAGAUUGAAUAAUACCAUGCUAUGCAAGAAGGCUAGUAGUGUCCCUGGGCAUGUAACAAGGUGUCCAAUCUCUGCCACUUUUGAUGACAUCAUCCCAGCACAGUAAAUGUUUACUACAUCCCUCAUCUUGCAAAACAAAUGACCUGGAAUUAAUACAACGGCAACUUCACAUCAGGUCAUUCUAAACCCCUCCACAUCAGGACACGUUUCUCAUUAGAACCGCAGCCACUGCAGAACAAGCCUAGGAACAGAGACUUCUAGAACUUCUCUGACGGAUGGGACAUGACAAUGAUCCCUUUGGAAGGGACCUGAGCGUUUGGAUCGCUGCCCUUAAAAAAAGGCAAGUAAGUAAGGCAGACCUAUUGAGAAGGAAUUACAUGCAUGAUGUCCUUUUUUAAUUCUUAUUUUGCCUGACUCCAUGGCCCUGUUAGCCAAAAGGAACUGAUUGCUGAAUUGAUAAAUGCUAACAAUUAAGCCAACUUACUUUCCUGACAGACUGAAAACACUGCUUACUGAGACUGGAGCGCCCACAAAGCCAGCAAGUUAUUAAGAUUCAAUGUAUUUGCUGCUGCAUUCAUCACUGUCUUUAUGGGGGAAGGUUUUUACAUAUUCUCUUUUAACACAAUAUAUAUUGCCAGGUUCAUUUAUUUGAACCACACAUCCCACCCAGAAUCUCUAAACGAAUAACAGUAGCUACUUCAUCUCAAUUCAGUGCAGCAUCUUUUGUGAACGCAUUGUAUUCCAGAUAGGCGAGGAUGAAUGACUAGAUUACAAUGAAGCGGCAAAGUCACAAUGCAAAACAGAACAUAAUUCUUAUCCAGCAAUUUCGUGAUGAUUGUAUUGUCUAAGUUCUAUUCGAGUUGUAACCCGGAUCUAUUCAAUCUGUUCAGAACCGUUCGCCGACCAUUCAGAUAACAUCAGUCCAUUUGCUGCAAAUAUACAUUACAAAGACAUCCACCCUCAGCCCAUUCGCUUCAGAAACAGUAUAUUAUUACAUUCAUUACAACAUCUGACAAACCAUUCCACUAAGGCCUCCCAUUGGUUUCAACUCUAGUCCAAUCAGGUUCUGCAUAUUAUUAACGAAGGCAUUCUGUAUUCGAUAAUAGGUGGGUGUAUAGCUGACCAUGUUCAAAAUGUCAAAGCAAAGGUAAUGAAGGGGUGUAACAGUCCCAGUGUCACGGCUUUCUUCCUGGGAUGAAGGAGAGGACCAAACUGCAGCGCGGUUAGUGCUCAACAUGUUUAAUAAGACGAUAAAUGGUGAACAUCAACAAAUAACAAAAAUAACAAACGUGAAAGCCGAGACAGUCCUAUCUGGUGCAGAACACAGAGACAGGAAACAACCACCCACAAUCCCCAACACAAAAACAAGCCACCUAUAUAUGAUUCUCAAUCAGGGACAACGAUUGACAGCUGUCUCUGAUUGAGAACCAUAUUAGGCUGGACAUAGAAACAGACUAACUAGACACACAACAUAGAAUUCCCACCCAGCUCACGUCCUGACCAACACUAAACAAGCAAAACACAUAAGAACUCUGGUCAGGACGUUACACCCAGGCAUUCUGGGACGUGACGUAGUUGUUGUUGGGGGACAGCAUCUGCUAGCAAUAUCGCUACCUCAUGUUGUAACCGAUUUAGGAUAUCCGUGAGAGGAACUCAAGAGAGUAAGUCAAACAUGAUUGGUGUCAGAAAGAAAAAGCACAAAUAUAAUUACAUGAGAAAAAGUCCACAUGUAACAACAUUUUUUUUAAAUGUUUUUUUAUUUUAUUGCAGCUAUUGUAAAUAAUAAUACCUGCAUAAUACCUUACUUUUUUGUUUAAAAUGAAGGUUUAAUUGUUUUUAAUGCAACAUGAGAAUACUGGACAGCAUAAAUAUCUUAUGUAUAAAUGAAUCAUAUAUGAUGUAGCUACUUGAUCGUUGAUAUUCUAUCGGCUAUUAUCUUGGUUUUGUGGAGUAUUACAAUUUUAUAGAUAUGUGUUAAAUUGGUGCUGAAUUUGCACUGAUUAGAUUAGGAUGGAUAACAACGUUGACUAAAGACAAUGUAAAAGCCACCUAAUCUUUAAAGCUAUCCCUUCCAUAUCAGGUAACAAGCUACUGAAUCCGGUGAAUCUGGUGAGGUAUAUUUGACCCAUUCCGAUUUUAGAUAAUUGACUUCUGAUUGAAUCUUGAGCAAUAUCCGUGCUAUAGCACCAACAUUAGUAUUCUUUUUUUAACUGGGUAAAAAAAAGUAUAUCUACAAUUCAUACACACAUACUAUAGCUUACAAACAUUACCCAAAGCUCACUUUCAAGCACUCUUGUAUAUAGCCUCGAUAGAUUGCAUGUGCAUAGCCAAUACUGUUUCUUACUGCAAAGUUAUGCAAAAUUUUAUAUCCCUGAAUUGCGUCAUUUAUCCUUUCACUAAGUUCACAGUAGAUAGAUACUGAUACACAUAAUAUAUGAGAUGCCUUAGACUGAGUGACUGAGAAGACAUAAGAGCAGUAAAAUGUCUAUUUUUCUGUCUCCCUUUCUCUUCCGCUCUCUGUUGCAUCACAUAUCAUCUACCUAUCACGCUAUAGUAUCAGCGCCUGAGAAUGUUUUUGGAAAAAUGCUUGACGCGCUUGAACAUUUCGUCAGAACUCUUAGUAUCACGACUAUAACUAAUAUUUUGUCUUCUUAUGCAGAUAACUGCUGUCAUAGCUGUAGUAUUCCCAAAAACUACUGCUGCAUGCUGACCUGUAUAUUGCCUGUGAGACAGCAGGAAUACUGUACUAUUUAAAUUGCACUGUAGGUCCUAUCCUGUUGGUGUCUGUUCAUGCAGUCAAUGAGGUAUUCUCAUUGUCAAUAUUACUAUGGCUAAGACUGGAAUAAUAUACACCUCGCCCGCAAAAGCCAUUACAAAAUCAGCUCUGCAAUUUUCAAGUGUACCAGUUUCUUUUUUUGAGGUUCAUUGGAAUGGGUAGUAAAUUACUAUGAUGUGACGACGUAGGAAAGGUUUGUCUUGAAAAAACAUGAAGAAUGAAGGGAGAAAACGUGUCGGAAUGCUAGAAAGAGAGGUCAAGUUUUUUGUAGACCUGCACCUGCAUUAAAUUCUAUUUUCUUAAUAUUGAUGUCAGCCUACAUGGUAUGCAAGCAAAUGGUCACCCAGGGGUGAGAGUAAGUCUUGGGGUGACUUUAUGCUAUAUACAGGAAAAUAAUGUGUGAUUUUGGCAACAAAGUUUGACCAUUCAUUAUUGAGCCUACCAUGUAUGUGCAUCCUUCAAACAAGACUCAGUAGUAUUUAGUAUUCAGCAAUAUAUGUCCAGUUUACCUACUUCAGGGUUGAGUUCACUAGCCCGCAGUACAUAGCUGAAAUCAGCUGAAUGUUAUACCUACCUGGCAGGUUUAUUUCAGAUCCCUUGGUGGGAAAAUGUCAGAUAUAUUCAGGAAAACUGCUUCUGCAAAUUAAACGAUGCAUGCUAACCUUGGUUGUUAUUAUUGCAUUUUAUUGUUUUGUUUAAUUUAAAAUGAAUGACUUUCCAAACUUGUCUGUUAGGUUUAAGUCCAGAAUUCUUACUGUUGGUUCCCCAGCUAUAUUAUCAUUGACUUUUAUAAUACUUCGCUAUCAUGUAGAAACAACUAUACCCUUGUAUGCUAUAAUUAACAAUUUAUAAAAUGUUAUACUUUUGGCAUCAUGCACAGAAUUUUUUUAUAUGUUUUUUUUUUCUGUAAUGAAUGAGCAAUGUCCAUUAAAGGAUUUUGAAGAGA